GACUCUCCUGUUUACAUCUACCAAAAUCCAGUCCACAGCUUAUUGUUACGGAAAAGGAAAGGUUUAUGAGCAUAGUUCAUUUUCUUGAAAUUAAACAACGCUAUAUGUUAGCCACAGCUGUGCGUAUUGUGCUACUAUAAGGGAUGUCUAUUUACUUUCAAAUUAAGAAAAAAUAUCGAGUGGCAUGAAUCGGACUUUUGAAUAGUCUCUGUGGAAUAUCUUUAAAUUUUACAUAUGACCUCAAACUUUUAGCCGGCAGUGUACACGCUCUCGUACCACUCAACAAUCGAGGCGAGGCCAGUGAAACAAUUACUGUAAUCGAGUCUGAUACGCAAAUCGAUUCGCGUGCACCUAACGAGAUAAAACAUAUGUAAGGAUUAUAGAUCUUAAUUGAACUAGGGCAUAAACUUAAAUAAAUCAAACUCUUCAAUUGUCAGGGAAAAUUCAUAUGAAAGUUUAAUGUUAACACUGUAACGGUUCAAAGUGAACUUGGUCCGAUUAACACAUACAAAGGUAUUGAGAUAAAUUGUUCGCUGUCUGCAAAAAUAUCAGCUCAAGCAAACGCACAAAUCAACUUGUUAAUUAAUAAUCAAUUUCUCUAACAGUCCCUCGUCAAAUACAUAUAUAUUCCAGACAGUCCCUCGUCUACUUUUACGCAACACUCAGUCUCGAAAUUCAACCUUCUAUUACACUGGCUUAUAACGAACUCCCUGUCUUUCCGUGUCUUUUACUCGCCAUCACUUCGUAUUUUUGUUUUCUGUGAGUCGCGCAUGUCCUCGCGUCAAUACCAAUCCUCUAAUAUCGCUCUAACAAUAAGUUUAUAUUUUAAUAUUUUCUUGUCCCUAGAUUAUUUCUGCGCUAUCAGCAGAUUGUACUUUGCCUCUUACACAUAGAAAUUUGCACCUUGAAGAAUCACUAAUAAUGUGCAGACAAGUUGCGGGCGACAACAAUCCGCGGGAUAAAGAAGCGGUGAAAAUAAACGAUCGCGUGGUAAUUUCAACGCGUAAUCAUCGCGAUGACGUGUCGAAAGUUAUGCGCGCGGCGUAAACAUCGCAGUAGAUAUUGCUGACAACGGAGUACGGUGGAGCAACAUUGGAACGAGGCUACGGGGUGACGCAAGUGACACAGCGACGAGACUCGACGGAUGCUCGAUGACGGACGAAUCGCCGUGAAGCUGGCUGACCGUCGCGAGAACGUCAGCUGACUUCAGGCUGAUCAGAUGAUCGCGACGUUGACGCGCGCAACUUCGCGCGUUCGAAAGGAUCGUGACGCGCUCCGUGUAGCCCGUAUCAGACUGCGCAUUGAAGAUUGAAAUGAGAAAUGAAGAUUAGAACUUGACCACUCAGAUGGGUUCAACUUCUAUCCGUUUCAUUUUUGUUGAUUAAAUUCUGAUGUUCAACUUGAGCGACAUUGUGAGUCUCGGAUAAACGGCGCGGGCGAGGAGAACGAGAGCGCCUUUCUAACACGGCACCGAGCGCAUUUUUUCUCCCCGAACUGCAUCAACGAUCACACAACGAUGUUUGCCGUGACCCGCUUUAAUUUUGUCGCGAUUACGUUGAUAUGUAACGCUGUCACCGUCGCCGUCGCUGCCACCGCGGUCACGCGUCCGAACAUCUUGCUGAUCAUCGUCGACGAUUUGAGGACCACUUUGGGAUGCUACGGCGACGCCAACGCGUACACGCCGAAUAUAGACGCCCUGGCCGAGGACAGCGUUGUCUUCACCGAGGCAUUCGCGCAGCAAGCGUUAUGCGCGCCCAGCAGAAACUCCUUUCUGACAAGCAGAAGACCAGACACCCUUCGGCUUUACGAUUUUUACAGCUACUGGCGCAACGCGGCGGGCAAUUAUACCACGUUGCCGCAGCACCUGAAAAACAAUGGAUACACCACGAUGUCCAUAGGGAAAGUGUUCCAUCCAGGCAUAAGUUCUAACGGAUCCGACGACAGUCCUUAUUCGUGGACCGAGAAGCCUUUUCAUCCGUAUACAGAACGGUACAAGAACGCUCCGGUCUGUAGGACAAUCCCGCAAUCGGAGGCGGCAACGAAUCUCGUAAUGCCCAAUAUUUUCCCUAUAUUACAUCCUAAUGGAAACAUUUUGCUAAACAUGCUAGGAGAGCAUUUGUGUUAUAAACAUUAUACAGAAUAUCAUUCUUUACGAAAAUUCAAAAUGCCCGAACCGUAUCUGUGGCCGCAUAACGUAAACAACGUGGUCUAUAACCCCUGGACCGAUCUUCGAUGGCGAAAGGACGUGGCAGGAUUAAAAUUAAAAUUUCCAUGGGAAAGAAUACCAGAGAGGUUUGCCAAACAAAUUAUCCAAUCAUACUACGCAGCCGUUUCGUACAUCGAUAACAUGAUCGGCAAGCUUAUAUAUCAGCUGCACGUCUCGGCGAUCCGAGAAAAUACUAUUAUAAUAUUAACAUCUGACCACGGUUGGUCACUUGGAGAACAUGCUGUCUGGUCGAAAUACAGCAACUUUGACGUUGCUGUGCAUGUACCUCUGAUAAUAUCAAUUCCAAUGAUCACGUCAGAUAAUUAUGGCGCUAUACCUGCAGAUCACACGAGAUACAAUGAGCAGAUUACGAACAAUGGAAAUAAAAUGGAAAGUAAAAUAAAUUCAGGACACACGAUAUUAAAUGUUGGACAGAUUGGUGUUUCGAAUAGUAGUUCAGAAUACGUGAUGAGAUAUAAAGGAAAUCUCUCCUCCGCACAUAUUCAACGAGAACGUAAUAAGUCUACGAAGAACAGUGCGUUACAUUUCCAAAAACGCUGUCGAGUUACAGAUUCUAUUGUGGAACUUGUCGAUAUAUUUCCGACAAUCGCGGACCUAGCGGGUGUUCCCAUACCGAUAUGCCCAAUUAAUGAUACAGACGGCGAUCGGUUGCAUUCGAGAGGUGUCUCUGUUCAAAAGGAACCGCUCGAUCCUUGUGGUGAGGGUAUCACACUCUUACCGCUUAUAAAAAGUACCUUGAAAUGUCAGAACAUACCGUGGAAAAAAGCGGCAUUCAGUCAGUACCCGAGACCGGGUAUUCAACCUACCCACCGUCCCAACAGCGACAAGCCCCGCUUAAAAGAAAUUAAUAUAAUGGGCUACAGUCUGAAAACCAGCGAUUAUCGUUACACCGCAUGGAUACCUUUUGCACAUGCAACUUGCAAACCAGAUUGGGACAUCAUUAUCGCGGAGGAAUUGUAUGAUCACAGAACCAACAGAACGGAAAAUUACAAUCUAGCGGGCUUACCGGCAAUGUUAAGAACAAAAGAAUAUCUCAGAGCGUUGCUAAAAGAUGGAUGGAGAAAUGCUCUCCCGAAGUAUCAAGAUCAUAACAUAAUAUUUUAAUGCAAUGAACAAUACGUAGCUUUAUAUUCCUAUAUUCAAGAUUUAAGAGAAUUCUCUGUCUGCAUAUGCUAUUAAUAAAUUAUAUAAUCAUAUAUUGAAAAGAAAUGUUUACCAAUAAUUAAUAAUAAUUUACAUUUACGACAAGAAAAUGUAAAUAACUUGUUUCAGUUAUUUAUUACCAAUGUUUAUCAAAAGUGUUUGGAAAACUUACUAAUAACUGAUGUUAAAUAUUAAGAGAAACUCUAACGAAAAUUAACUGUAAACAUUUUUUAAGUAAUUCUUAUAACGUAAAAAGUCUCGCUGAAGAUCUUGCAAUAUUUAUAUGUACAUACAAAUUAUACAGAUUAAAAAAAUUUUGUUCUUAUACAAAGCUUUCAUAUAUAAACGUUUGGCGAUACAUUCACCUACACAAACGCCUUUGAAGUUACAUUAUCUUGCAUUAUAUGCAUUGUAUAGUAAAAUUUUGCAAGUGUAAACGCGCAACUUGUCUUCGUAUUUAAUUAUAUAAAUAUAAGUAAUCUUGACACACAGUACUACUAUUAUUUUGUAUAUUAUAUAUUGGAUUAAUAUACAAUAAGUUCGUCCCGUUUUUAAGCAUUCGCACACUUUAUACUGGAUGUUAAAAAAAUCUGAACACAGUCCAAUAUCUCGAUAAAGAAGAGUUUUACUAGAAAAUGUUUCUGACAAAAGUUGUACGACUUCGAGGGAGACAUAACAUGGUACCAUUGGUUUGACCUUGAAAAGUUGG
Molecule: messenger RNA, 4079 nt
Organism: Vollenhovia emeryi
Lineage: Eukaryota; Metazoa; Arthropoda; Insecta; Hymenoptera; Formicidae
Gene: Ids
Product: iduronate 2-sulfatase
Exons: 8
Coding region: 1517-3331 (604 amino acids)
Molecular function (GO): iduronate-2-sulfatase activity
Source: RefSeq, a predicted model, not a curated record